AUGGCGUUUUUGAACAAGGUGAAAAACUUGUUUCGUGGGAACCCUAUCGAAAAGAAGCUUCCCAGUUACAUUCAGGUCCGUUUUAUCCUAUACCCGUUUCUGGAAAAUGCAAUUGAUUUUAGGAUAAUGUGAACCCGCGCGAUCACUGGGAUAUCAUCAGCCACAUUGCGAAAGGCGCAUUCGGAGAAGUGGAAAAGGCCGUGUCAAAAACCGAUCGACGCCUGUUCGCCGCCUCGAAAACGAUCGAAAUCCAAGAGGGCGAGUCCCUGGAGGAUCUGCUCGUCGAAAUCGAAAUACUGACAGAAUGCAAGGACCAUCCGGUCAUGUUGGGUCUCUACUCAACAUACUUUUAUGAGAACAAAUUGACGGUGAGUGAAGAAAUCCUACCGUUCUUUGAAGAUUAAUCGGCAAAUUUCAGAUGAUGUUGGAGUUUUGCGGUGGUGGUGCCAUUGACAACAUCAUGGACGAGCUCGGCCGUCCUCUGAAGGAAGAUCAGAUCCGCUACAUUGGCUACUACGUGUGCGACGCCCUCAAGUGGCUCCACUCGCAGCUCGUCAUCCAUCGAGACCUGAAAGCCGGCAAUAUUCUGCUCACCAACGACGGUCAAGUACGUCUCGCCGAUUUCGGUGUGUCGGCGAAGCUGAAGAGCGAACGGGAGAAGCGAGACACGUUCAUUGGAACUCCGUGGUGGUGAGUCACUGACUUUUGUGGGCAAACAGUUAUGACACACGGUUGAAUUGUUUUUAGGAUUGCGCCGGAAGUGAUUGCAUGCGAGACAUUCAAGGAUCAGCCGUACGACUGUAUCUCGGACAUUUGGUCGUUCGGAAUCACGCUCAUUGAGAUGGCACAAGGAGAACCGCCUCAUGCGGAAAUUUCGAAUGCGAUGCGAGUCACGAUGAAAGUGCAGAAAUCGGAUCCGCCAACACUGAUAGCGCCAUCAAAGUGGACGAAGACGUUCAGUGAAUGUCUGGCCUACUGUCUGGUCAAGGAUCCCCGACAUCGACCAUCAGCCGCCGAGGUCUUCAAGCAUCAAUGGUUCGCCAACGCGCCAUCGAAACGUAAGAUGAUUAUGGACCUCCUAGUCGAGAUGGAAGCCGAUGUGCAAGAGGAGAUUCUGAUGGAAGCCGACGACGAGUCCAUGGCUGGAUCUGAUGAGAUUUCGCAACGUCCAGGAGGUGACAAUUGGAGUUCGGCCUCAGAUAGCCCACGCCCGGCGACUGGAGAAGGAUUCAAGGUUCCAAUGUUGCCGCCGCCGAUUAUCGAGACCCCACCGCCCGAGACGCCGCACAAGAAAAGGGCAGCUCCGCCACCACCUCAAGAAGCUCUGGCACACGUUUCAUCUCCGUUGGUCAAUGGACAUGCGAAGAAGGACAAUUCCAGUUUUGUGGAGGUGAGUCAAGAAAUCUUACAAAAACGGUAGUUACAGUACUUUUCAACCAAUUUUCGGAUCAGUGCAUCCUUUUCCAAAACAUUUAGAUGCGUCGUAAACAAGACAUGUACAGAGUGUACUUCUUUACAUUCUCAGUCUUGACAAAAGAAGAUACGCUGUACAUUUUUCUUGCAUCGUUUAUGAAAACGAACGUAAACUUUCGGAAAAUGUACAGCAUGAAUCAAUCUAACAUCACGUCAUGUGCGAGUGGUUUUUUGUUUCCCUUGACAUCGGAUUACACUCUUGUUCCUGACAAUACUAUAUUCUAGCUGACUCACUCAACUUUUGUUUUUGUUUUCAGUUCUCCUUCUCCAACAGCAACACGUCAUCGGAGGCCAACGCGACUUUCUCGACUCCGUCAUCCACGAAGAGCAGUGCGCAUCUCUCCACCCCUGCCGUUCUCAGCCUGAACACGUCGGCAAGUCCCAGCUCGCCCGGCGAGUUUGUCAGUCCACGAAGAGAGGCGUUGAGCAUUCUGGAUGAGCUCACCACGACGCUGGAUGAUGAGCAGUCGCAGUACUUCAACUCACCGCGGUCAAGCGCGUCGCCACGUCACUCACCAGCCAAAUCGCCGCAAAAGGAGUUGGUGGAGCACUCGAUUCGUGACACAAUUUUGGCCAGUCGAGACAAGAAGUCUCCGAGUCCACAGUUGAGACGUAAGAUCUCCUCUAAUAGACGUUUCCAUGCCAACUCGUUCAAUUUUCAGAGCUGUCGCCAGUGGAAUCCUCCUCUUCCUAUGAGGAGCAAGUCAACUUGUCAUUCCGUCGACCGGAACCACUGGAACACGCUGGACUUGUGGUCGCUCAACAACAAAUGGAGAAGGCCUCCGCCAGUCUUCAAGAGCGAUACAAUGCCGCCAACAGAUCUUUGGACACUUCCAGCAGCAACAGCUUGGCAAGUGCCAAUCAGUCCAUGGAGAUUCCAGAAGGUAUCGUGAUGAGCAGAACAACAGAAAACAAUGGUUACUUGCAGGAAUCGUCACCCGGAAGAAGAGUCAAGAGAGCUCAGCGGCUGCGUCGAAUAGGUCUUCGCAAAACUCGGAAACCGUCUUCAAGAAGCCAUCCCAGGACAUGUCCACCAGCUUCACUUUACGCGAAUUUGUGCACGGAAAGACGGAGCUCUCGGUGACGGCGCCACCCACGCCAUCGAAAAGUGUGGAUCGACGAUCGCCAGCUCCAGUACGUACAGACUCUUAUCAGUCGGUCAGAACAAGUGGCUCGUCGACUUCUGUGGCUCAAACCUCACAGACCUCACAGGCCGCUGAUUUUGCUCCGACCCCGGUUCCAACCAAUCCUGAGUACUUCGAUGUUCCGUACGGAAAGAAGGCAAAGGAGAAGACACCACCACCAGAGCCGCCAGUUGACUACGAGGGAAGUGCGAAGGAGAACGCUGCUCCGGCCGUAGUUUCAGCCGCGAAGAUUCCAACUCCACAACAGACUGCUCCUUCUACAUCCGCAACACCCCAGAAGUCUACGACAAAUCCAGCAGCCGCUCCAGCAACGAGAAUUGGCGGAAGGAAGGAUGGAAAUCGUCAGACGAUUACCAAGAAGACAAGAACGUACAUGAUCGAUGGGGUGCAAGUCACCUCGACGACGGUCCACGUACUUGGUGUGAAAGAUGACAGAGUCCAACGGUAGGCACUCGGUUUUUUUCUUCUCGGAUCUCGUGCAAUUCUAAAAAGUUUCAGCAAGCAACAGCUACACGAUUUGCGACGACUUCAGCGCGACGAAGCACGACAAAAGCAAGAACUCCAAGCGGAAGGAAUCAAACUGGUUGAGGAGCAGGCAAGGAAGUUCACUGCGGAACAGUCCAACCUUUCGCGGACGUCCGAACUUGAAAUGGAUGCCAUGGAACGCCGACAGCGAAAGGAGAUUGAGGACACGGAAGGGACGCAGGAGCAGGAGCUACGGAAUGCUCAGAAGCGUCUUCGAAUUGAGCAGGAGAAGGAUAUGCGGGCAUUCAAGGAUCGUCUCAAGCAGGAGAUGAAGAUAUUCAAGCAGGAGCUCACGAUGCUUUCGAAAGUGCAACGAAAAGACGCACUGAAACUGCGAAAAGAGCAGAUUGAGAUCGAUCAUCAACUAAAGGAGAAGGAUUUCUUGAUGCAACUGCAGCAGAAUGCCGACGCGAUGCUUCAGCGGAUGGCCGAAAAGCACAAGGAGAGAAUGGCGUCGAUUGAGAAGCAAUUCUUGAUGCAGAAGCACAAUUUGUUGCGUGCCAAGGAGAACAACAUUUGGGAGUUGGAAGACAAGCAGAUGAGAGAGAAGUGAGUAGGGGGGAUUCAGAAAUCACAAUUCAAUGUGCUCGAGAAUACUUGCUUGCCGUGUCGGCUGGUGGCCGAGAAGAGAUUUCUCGGCCGUGUACUCCUCUCGGGCCAGUGAACAAUUUUUUUCGUUGUUUGGGCCUUGAUGGGAAAUUUCGUGGGAAAUGGAGGGAAUUUAGUCUCAAAAUUGGAUAUCUGAAAGUUUUACUCCUAAUCUGUGCGAGUCGUAGUGCUCAAUAUCGAUUUUCGCAGAAAUGAUAGCAUUUUUCAGGUUUGUACUCCACCGCAAGCUGUUCAAGGAUGAAUACUACCUCCUCCGUACUCAAAUGCUCGCUCGCCACCAACGUGAAAUGGCUCAAAUUGAGAAAAUUCACCAAGAAGAGGAAGACGAGCUGAUCCGUGCGCUCACAUUGGACCGCAAGAAGCUUCCGAAAAUGUUGCGCGCCGAGACCAAAACGCGGAGUGUGAUGUUCAAAGAAAGUCUUCGAAUCAGUUCAACGGUAAGUUAUCGUGAUGCGCAAUUCAUUCUUCAUCGCAAAAAGGUUAAAUUGAAGAAUAUGACGAACGCGGAGAUGCAAGAGAGAAUACGCCGAUUCGACGAGCAAGAAUCGUUGAGAAUGAGGGCUGCGUUGGAAGAGCAUGACCUGAAGUCGCAGAAGAAGUUGACUGCGUUGAAGGAGCGUCAUCAGGAAGCGGUUAGUUGGGCGUUGCCUCAGGAUGCCCUGGAAAAUCCCUCAAAACAUAGGAUAGCGCGAUCAAUUUGAGAAUUUUUCAGAUUCUCGAGCUUGAUGAGAUGCAAAACGAUAAGCGCAAGCAGUUGUUGGAGAAGGAGCGCAACACGAUGAAAGAGCACGAGGGCAAGUAUCACGAGAUGCGAGAGCUCUGGCAGGAGAACCUGAUCGCCAGGAAGACGGUAAGGGACGACCAGCAAUUGGGCCAAGAAACGGAGAGUUCGAAAGAGAGAAGAAGCGGGUGGAAUAAAAUGAAAACCCGCUUCAACUUUUCCAUCAAUCUCACAAAGUUCCGUCGGUUAUCGAGCGCUGACAAAGAUGCCAACUAACAUCUUCCACUUCUACCCCUAUCCCUAUUAAUAAAGGGUUGUUUUUCCGGGAGACAGUUACUAACUCAAUCACUGUUACCCACUAAUCGAUUGGAGAAUUUUUCGUGAUCUCACACAGAUUUGUUAAGGAUUCUUUAGAAAGUCUUGCGAAUCCGGAAUAUAUGUACAGUGCUGGCCAUUAAUAUAUGAAAAAAUGGUUUUUUGAGGAUAACUUUUUUUCUAGUUAUCCGGGGACCCUGAAACUUAUACGGUAUACAAAAAGUACCGUUAGGCAAAGUUGAGGACUUUCAAACUGCAUCAUCAUUUAUUUUUUUCAGAAAAAUGUUUUUCCAUUUUUUUCGAUUUUUUUCGAUUUUUUUGACGUUUUUUUAUUUUUAUUCGAUUUAUUUUUCUGUGAUAUCAUAUGACUCUAAAAUGAUUUGUAGACAUGGGAAAAACCUCGUGGAAGACAAAAAUGUGCCCGUAGAUGUUAAAAAAAGCGAUCAUCCGAGGUCGCCAGCAAGGCAUGAAAUUGAAAGAUCUUGCUCAGCAGUUUCAGCUCGGUAUUUCCACUGCUUUCAGCAUUUUGAAAAAGAUUCAAGACGCAGGUAAGGUUCAAAGUGUUUGUCAAACCCAAUAAAAAUAUUUAGAAAAACCUGCAUCGGUCCAAAGGCGCCAGGAAAAACCUCGUGGAACCGCCAAGGCCAUGGAUCGGAACAUCCUGAGAGCGUCGAGAGAGGAUCCCAGAAGGACUUCAACGGAAAUCCAGAUGGUUGUGAAUUCUCCCACGGAUCCAGCACCUUCUAGAAGAACAAUCAGAAGACUUUUACAAGAUGCUGGGCUCCAUGGACGACGUCCAGUUCGCAAACCAGAAGAACCGGAAGGCUCGAGUUGCAUGGGCAAAAGCUCAUCUCACCUGGGGACCUCGCGAAUAGGAAAAACACAUCUGGUCCGAUGAAAACAAGUUUAAUUUGUUUGGUAGUGAUGGAAAUUGCUGGAUUCGGCGUCCCGUUGGAACCAGAUAUUCUUCCAAGUACCAUCUUCUAACAGUCAAGCACGGAGGAGGAUCGUGUAUGGUAUGGGGAUGUUUCUCGGCCAACGCUAUGGGACCUCUGAGACGUAUCAACGGAAUAAACGUCUUCUGAUUGUUCUUCUAGAAGGUGCUGGAUCCGUGGGAGAAUUCACAACCAUCUGGAUUUCCGUUGAAGUCCUUCUGAGAUCCUCUCUCGACGCUCUCAGGAUGUUCCGAUCCAUGGCCUUGGCGGUUCCACGAGGUUUUCCUGGCGCCUUUGGACCGAUGCAGGUUUUCUAAAUAUUUUAUUGGGUUUGACAAACACUUUGAACCUUACCUGCGUCUUGAAUCUUUUCAAAAUGCUGAAAGCAGUGGAAAUACCGAGCUGAAACUGCUGAGCAAGAUCUUUCAAUUUCAUGCCUUGCUGGCGACCUCGGAUGAUCGCUUUUUUAACAUCUACGGGCACAUUUUGUCUUCCACGAGGUUUUCCCAUGUCUACAAAUCAUUUUAGAGUCAUAUGAUAUCACAGAAAAAAAAAUAAAUCGAAAAAAAUAAAAAACGUCAAAAAUCGAAAAAUCGAAAAAAUGGAAAAAAAACAUUUUCUGAAAAAAAAAUAAAUGAUGAUGCAGUUUGAAAGUCCUCAACUUUGCCUAACGGUACUUUUUGUAUACCGUAUAAGUUUCAGGGUCCCCGGAUAACUAGAAAAAAAGUUAUCCUCAAAAAAACAUUUUUUCAUAUAUUAAUGGCCAGCACUGUAAUUGAUGAACCCGGAAGUAAUGUAUCUCACACAUUCUGUGUAAUGUUCAAGAUUUGUCGCGGACCGAUGUUAACUAAAGUUUUCUGUUCAAAAUAGCAUUGCCAGAAACCGCUUAUUUUCGGCAAUUUUGUUCACCAGCCGUGUCAAUGCGAACCGGCCGAUUUUUGGAAAUUUUAGAGAAUUGCAUGAAAUGUUUCUGAUUAUGAGCACAAUUUCACAAAAAAAAGUGUUAAAAAGAGACUGACCUUCACCAAAAUUAAACGUGACGUGACGUAAUCAAACUUGAAACAAACAAUGAUGCUCCGAGAAUGUUAUGAAUACACCUUGCCUUGAAAUCUGAUAGCUUACACUUUAGAUAGAUACACUUUGUUCAGACACGUGAGAGGGUCAAACUCCUGGAAAAAAUAUCGAAAAUGUCAAUUUUACUUUGCAGGUGCUCGAGGAGAAGUUUGAAGACGAGCUCUCGAAGCAGGAGGUGUUUUACGGAAUGGCGUACACUUCGUCGCAGAACUCGACGCUCUCCGGCCGUCACAUGCCCUAG
This is a messenger RNA of Caenorhabditis sp. 36 PRJEB53466, 7038 nucleotides long. The record is from the annotation of a GenBank genome assembly. Lineage: Eukaryota; Metazoa; Nematoda; Chromadorea; Rhabditida; Rhabditidae.